AUGGGCUCAAUCGCUACUGAAUUCAAGAACCCGGCAACCGCUACUCUUCUGGAGCUAGUCAAGGGACGCCGCACAUACUAUGGUCUCAAGGCCGAGAGCCCGAUCUCUGACGAUGCCAUUGAGCGUAUCGUGCAAGACUCAAUUCUGCAUGUUCCCAGCUCAUUUAACACACAGACUUCUCGUGUAGUCUUGCUAUUAAAUGAAGAACACCAGAAGGUAUGGGAUCUAGCCAUUAGCGCGAUGGAGGGCCUCGUUGCCGCCGGUGUCCUUCCUCAGGAGGCAUUUGAGAAAUCCACAAAACCCAAGCUCAAUUCUUUCCGUGCGGCAUAUGGAACAGUUUUGUUCUUUGUUGAUUACGAGACUCUUGGUCCCAUUAAGGAGAAAUUUGCUAUCUACGCAGACAAGUUCGAUCCUUUUGCGUUGGAGUCAAAUGCCAUGUCCCAGUAUCUCGUCUGGGUUGCCCUCGAGUCCGAGGGCUUCGGUGCGAACCUUCAGCAUUAUAGCCCCUUGAUCGACAAGGCGAUCGCCAAAACCUGGGGUUUGCCCGCCUCAUGGAAGCUUGAUGCUCAACUAGUUUUUGGUACCCCUACUUCGGAGCCCGGGGAGAAGGCAUUUGAGCCCCUUGAAAACCGAUUCCGGGUUUUUGGCAAAUCAGUUUAA
Penicillium angulare is the source of this 660-nucleotide messenger RNA. RefSeq lists its product as uncharacterized. Gene Ontology annotation, biological process: cellular response to oxidative stress. The transcript is spliced from 3 exons. Bases 1 to 660 code for a protein of 219 amino acids. The record is from RefSeq and is a predicted model, not a curated record. NCBI's taxonomy places the organism in Eukaryota, Fungi, Ascomycota, Eurotiomycetes, Eurotiales, Aspergillaceae.